UAUACGACAUGCCGAAAAUGACAUCGGAGAGUACAAUAAGAAGAUUGUCAGGAUUAUUUGCUAGUUUCGGGGUUCCAGAGAUCUUAGUGACCGACAAUGGUACUCAGUUUAUGUCAUCCGCCUUCAAACGCUUUUGCAGUGAAAAUGGCAUAUUGCAUCUACAAUCUCCUCCGUACCAUCCUCAGUCGAAUGGCCAGGCAGAAAGAUUCGUGGAUACGAUUAAAAGAGCUCUGGUCAAAGGGGGAGGUGAGGGUAUCCCGGAACAAGUGAUUAAUAAGUUCUUGAUGUCUUACAGAGUUACCCCUAAUCCGACAGUGCCAGAAGGAAAGUCUCCAGCCGAGUGUAUGUUCGGAAGGAAAAUCCGGACAGUUCUUAACAGUAUGUUGCCGCCCAGAAAGACAAAUAAACCCACGAAUGAAAAUCGUAAGGUCAAUCGUAGCUUCCAGGUGGGUGAAAAGGUACUUGUCAGAUCGUAUCAAGGUAAUAGGAAGUGGGAACCAGGUGUCAUAGAACGUCGAAUCGGAAAUGUGCUGUACCUAGUCCGGAAAGAUGUCGAGAAAUGCAUAAGACAUAUAAAUCAAAUGCAAAGAAAUGAUAGUACAGUGGUCACAGAAAACCGGCUUCCAUUUCAAUUGCUCGUAGAUUCAUCUCAGAAGAACCGUCAUGAGAGCAAAUAUCGAAAAGACAAACGACGCAAAGAGAAAGCUGUACAACCCUCGAGAGUGAUGGACCGCAAGAGGAAUGCGACACCCAAGCUUCAGGUGGAUCCAAGAAAAAAAUCUUACACAACGGACUUAAAAGUGGGGAGGUGUGACGACGGACCACCGGUGAACUCGAGGAAGCUGUAAGAGGCUCAGAAGGAGCCGAAGACGUUCCAUCCAAUCACCUUUCGGAAGAAUGUUCUAGAAUUCCAACGCGUAGCUUCCCCAUUGGAUAAUGCUAAUAACCCCCUGUACGCGGAUUGGAAGACUGUAAUGAUGAUUUCGUUCUCACUAAAAAC
Molecule: messenger RNA, 1000 nt
Organism: Schistosoma guineensis
Lineage: Eukaryota; Metazoa; Platyhelminthes; Trematoda; Strigeidida; Schistosomatidae
Source: the annotation of a GenBank genome assembly